AGAUGUAUUACAUGUCUGAGCACUUGCAGCUAAGUGUUAACACUCUUAUGCUCAUAAAGCAUGUGUUUGUGUGUUUUCUCGCAGAAGGUGGUGGAUGACGACAGUCACGGGAGGAAGUCCAGUCCUGCACCCUGCCCACCUAACAGCAAGCUGUCUGAUAGCGUCCUGGAGAAAAAGGUACCAUCUAAGGGCAACUUGCAGUCUUCACUGGUGUUCAGUCGACUGUUUCCUGACAUCAAAGAGGAACCAGGACAUGGGCCCAUCAUCCACCCAAGUUACUGCCUGUACACGUACGAUAAGAUGGUGGCCCCUAACGUGUCCCUGCGGAAGGAGGGGGAGGUGAGCCAUGAGGUUCUGGGGGCCCUGCUCAAGCAACACUACAGCAGGAGAACACUGACCCACGACAGCCAGCCCACCACAGAUCUUCCCGCAUCUCCUUCCUCCAUUGCAGAGGAGGCCAAAUCCCACCACGCGGGCGAAGCAAACGAGCGCCGCCAACCUCCUCCGUCAGUCGCCAUGGAGACCAGCCCCGGCAGCAAGCAACACGCCCCCAUUCCCACGGAGGGCAAAGACAGUGGAGCAGAGGACGACAAGGACAGGAUCAUGCUGGAGAUCGUGCAGAUGUACCGGCGGCAGCAACAAAAGCUGAAUUCCACCCUUCAGAAACAGCUGCAGCUGGAGAUGGAGCUGGAGGCAGUGCGCGGGGGUGAGGCAGCCAGGCUGAGGGAGUUGUCUGUGGAGCAGCUGGAGCUGCAGAACGAGCUGGAGGCGGUGCACACUGAGCAUGCUCAGAGACUGGGGGAGGUGCGGCAGGAGCAGAGACAGCUGGAACACCGACUGGAGCAGCUCAGACAGCAGAGCUGCGCCUGCCAACCCAAAGAGCAGGAGGCGCAGUACAACGUGCAGCUGUGCGAUCUUCGCUGCCGCCUGGAGCGUGCCGAGGCGGAGCGGCAGGAACUGCAGGAGGAGCUCUGCAGAGAGCGGGAGGCCAGAGAAAAGCUGGAGCUCAUGAUCUCGCAGCUUCAGCAGCAGAUGGUCCAGUCUGGCACCAAGGGGAGCCGCAGCACUAGCCCUGCCCAGCCCCCGACCCCUUCCGCAAGCCCCCAAUCCCAGCAUUCCCUCUCUUCACCGGCCCCUGAGGUAACCACCAGAUAAACUCGCCCCCCUCUCUCGCACACUUCCACGCCUGUAGCCCAGGAACACGCUCGCCCACUCCCCGCAGAGUAACAGACAAACACAAGACAAACUCUGCAGAAAAGAGCAGCUCUCCCAUAACUGCUUCCGUUUGUGUUGCACCACCACAAAAAAAGACUUAAUGUUUGUGUUCAAUUUAAAAAGACUUUUCGUGUCACCCUGCCCUCGACCAGUCGUUAAGCAUUUUUUGGAUGUACAUGUCUGUUUUAAUUUAUAGUCGUGCUGAGAGGCUGAUGGGACAGUGGAGGUAUUUCUUUGUUGGACUUCUUGCCUCCUGUGGUGUUGGGAAAGCGCUCAAGUGCUUUUCCGGUCCCAGCUCUUUGGAUACAGGAAACUGACACUCAGUAAAAUACUACCUGUGACACGAAGCCCAAGGAUGCCAAACGGCAAGACGCCAAUGCCCUGCAGCAGCAAGAAACCAUGUGGAUGUUUACUUUUUUAUUUUAAUUUUGUGAAUCUUUUUUUUUUUUUUUACAGAAAAAAUGGGAGGUUUUUGUUAACGUCACAAAAAAUAUCAGUAAAAAUAUUACUCUAUAGCAUAUUUAAGUCAUUAUACUUAAUACAAGCGAUUCGGAAACGUAGCCCCCUAACUGAGGCCCCCGAUUUAAGAUCGUAAUCCUCCCCCUCUUCCUCUCCAUCUCCCCUCCAUUUUCUUUCCCUGCCUGCCGUUUGUCUUUUCAGUCUGGUGUUGAUUAUAUGUUUCCUGUCUGCACUGCUGACCCUUUGCAGGCUGGUAUAUGACAAACAGCUCAGUUCAUUCCUGCAUGAUGCAGUAAGCAAAGACUCACAUUCGCCCCCUGCUGGAGAACACUAUGAAACUCGGCCCCCAUUUAACUACAGGCAGUUUUACAAAAAAAGCUUCAGGAUAGUGCAGUCCACCUCACUCUGAAGUUUAUGUUCAGAGCAUAAAAGGAUUCCUGUAGCUCCAAUAAGAACAUACUGGUUGUAGACAUCCAAUCUUUAAACAAAGCACACAGUAGACCUUAUAUUUGUCCUUUUCUUAGCAAAGGAUUCAUUAGUAGUGCAAUUGACGAUGUAAAGCAUUGAAGUACGUCACAAUCUCCCAUAAACCUAAAGCUGAUUUCUUUAUUCAUCUGAGAACUGCUAAUAAAGUACCUAGUUUUUGAAUGCUGGAUUCCAGGUUAAAUGAUUUGGCUGUCACGUAUUGGGUGUUUAGCCUGAAUUUUUUUUUUCAUAUAUCCCUCUUAUUCAUUCCUCCGUGUCAUUAUUCUGGAUGAGUGAACAAACAGGUCUGACAGGGAGAAAAAAACAGACAGGGGGCCAAGGGAGGGAUGUAAAGGAAUUAAUGCUGUCACGUUAGCUCCCAGUCACUGAGGGUUGAAGAGGCACGCUUUGUCUCGGCAGAAUGGGGCAGCUGCCUCUGAUGCCCACUCAUACAUCAGCUGUUAGAUGGAUGAAGAAAGAUGGACACAGGAAGUGAAGCGGUUUUGCCACUAGAGCAGUUUGUUCUUUCUUUCUUUUUUCUUUCCUCUGUUCAGAUUGGUUGUGUAAACAAUAUUGGACGUAAAUCUAGGCUUCUUUCGUGAUGUACAUAUCUCACAUAGAACAUUCCACUGUGCACAACUCAUCGGAUUCACAGUCAGCCAAGCCGCAGCAGUUUUCUAAACCUGAUAAUGUGUACAGUGCAAAACCUCUUGGACGCAAAAGAGGAAAACGUAAAGAAACACCCUGACUUAUGUGAAUACAUCCAGCCAUGAAGAAUCAAAAAAACAAAACUAUAUUGUAAAUGAGUGCUUUGCCAUUUUUGAACUUUUUUCUUGACUUAUUCAGAAAUUAUUUAACGUAUUAACUAAUAAAGAUUUAUAUACACUUUGUACAUACGGUAGUCAUUAAUAUAUUAACUAAAUUCUUAUAAACAAUCUUUCAAGGUUUCUGAUCACAUUUGCAAAAGCUGGGCGUAGGCCAAGCUCUAUUGUUUUUUUUUUUCCUCCUUUUUUUUUGCCUGAAGAGUGGUUGUUGAUAACGUGUGUAAGGUGGUGUAGGGAUGCAUGAUGCUCAGAACCCCUACACUUCAUCCAACGGGGAACGGGAACAGUGACAUAUGCUGUCCAGUGCCUCAGCGUUUCCCUUCAGUGGGUCAUUUCGUCCAUUUCAUUGGAGCCCACUGAGAUUGACAACCUGUUGUUAUUUUGGUGGUGUUCAGCUUUUCCUCUUCCCCAUUUUAUAUAUAUAUAUAUAUAUACAUACAUACAUACACACACACACACACACACACACACACAUAUAAAUAUAUAAAAAAAAUUAAGAAUUUAAAAUUCUUAGAAAGAAGGGAGUGAAAUAAUGCAUGUAUUGUUAGCUACUAUAUUGUUAUGCUAAAACACAGAUUCAUUAUUGCUAAAAUGCAGAAAUGAUUUUUUUCUAUUCUCUCUCACACAUAUAACCUUUCCAAAAACGUUACUCCAUAUUGUCUGAGAAAA
Messenger RNA from Sinocyclocheilus anshuiensis, 3632 nucleotides. Its product is annotated as ski-like protein. The record is from RefSeq and is a predicted model, not a curated record. Gene Ontology annotation, biological process: negative regulation of transcription by RNA polymerase II; negative regulation of BMP signaling pathway; negative regulation of transforming growth factor beta receptor signaling pathway. Lineage: Eukaryota; Metazoa; Chordata; Actinopteri; Cypriniformes; Cyprinidae. Gene Ontology annotation, molecular function: SMAD binding; DNA-binding transcription factor activity, RNA polymerase II-specific; RNA polymerase II cis-regulatory region sequence-specific DNA binding. The transcript has 6 exons. Gene Ontology annotation, cellular component: nucleus; transcription regulator complex; cytoplasm. The coding region runs from base 61 to 1155 and encodes 364 amino acids.